AUGCAGGAACAGACCUGCAGGCUGCAGUUCGCAGUAUCAUCGACAGCACAUAGACGACACAAUUCUCCGGAUCGACUGAUGAUUAGCGUCCCAACCAUCGAUCCCCGGCACGGAGGACCAACCUGUCAUGUCGUGGUGGGAAGCGGGCAACGCAGUCAGCAUCGCCGCUGUUCCUGCAACACCCGGCGUUUUCAAGCCCCUUUUGCCGCGUUAGCGCUGCGUCUGGUGGGCAGUGGAGAAGCCCAACAAACGCGUGCCGACGCGCAAGAAUGCAGUUUUCGUUUCGGUCUGGCCAUAGGCAUCGUUUUGUGUCUUGAUUCAAGCAUAUGUGGUUAUGAAGUCUGUGUCUGCUAUGUAUCAUUCUUAACAUCCCAAGCUUUCCAUGUUGCCCAAUACACACACGUUUCAGCGUUGGCCGCGAUCAAUAAGUUUCAGAUCUGCCUGCGAACACCCAGGAAGCUACCUCCAUCAGCACCCGGAUUGUCAAUCUCGCGGGGACUGCCCUGGCCAGGCUCUUGUUUGACAGAACCACCCAAGGAUCUCCCUGUCUUUCUCCCUCUCAAUGACAACAGUGACAUGAACGUGGGGUAG
This is a messenger RNA of Bipolaris victoriae FI3, 591 nucleotides long. RefSeq lists its product as hypothetical. NCBI's taxonomy places the organism in Eukaryota, Fungi, Ascomycota, Dothideomycetes, Pleosporales, Pleosporaceae. The record is from RefSeq and is a predicted model, not a curated record. The coding region runs from base 1 to 591 and encodes 196 amino acids. The transcript is spliced from 2 exons.